CAUCUCGUCACAUUUCGGACGAUUAACUGCGUGUUGCUGCAGCAGUAACGCUCCGCGAGAAAAUACUGGGGAGGGUGCCGGUAGAGAUCGAGACCAUGCCGCCAAAGCGCAGUGCGAGUGCCUCCGAUGGCCUGAACGGCGAUGGCUCCGGAUUCAUCGGCGGUGAUGAGUUUACGCGUGCGGUCAGGAAACGCUUGUCGACUUCAACAAGAACGGGACAGGCAUGCGAUCGGUGCAAGGUCCGUAAGAUAAGAUGCGACGGUCUGCCCGGUGGCUGCUCUCCCUGUAUCCAGAACCGCACAGAGUGCAAAACUACCGAUAGGAUAUCUCAGAAAGCCAUACCGCGAGGCUAUCUGGAGAACCUUGAAUCCAAAUGCAUCGAGCUAGAGAACCGCAACAAGGAACUCGAAACCGCCCUCAUCGCAGCACAGGCUAGUGCUCGCGCUCCCGGCAACGGAUACGCACCCUUCGACGGUCAGGACUGGGCGGUCAACGGAAAUAAGCCCGCCCCUCGAGUGCCAACUUCGUUUUCUGACCGGCCCACCGAGUAUCAACCCAUGAACGGCGGUAUCAUUGGAGUCACCGAACGAGCAGCUCCCGGUCCGAGGGCAACAAAUUUCCGUCCAGGGAAACCGAGUACACACUACGUUGGGAUAUCGGCGGGCAACUCGUAUCUCAGCUCGAUGAAGGAAACCGCGUUGUCGGUGCUGGGAGUGAACAUCGAUCUGUCGGCUCUGGAUCCGAGUGAGCCAGCCAACCGGAAUACUUCGAUGAGACUGGACGAAACAUACGGAAGCUGUCUGUCGACAGUCUUCAACAUCAAUCCGAACGUGCCGAAGCCCGAGUUACCCCAUAAAGACGAAGGAAUGCAGUACAUCAACUAUUUCUUCAUGAUCUCUCACCCCUAUCUUCCCAUCCUGCAUAGGCCCACGUUCAUGCGAAUGGCUGAGCGCGUCUAUAGCGACAAGUCCUUCGAACCGACAGCCGCGCAGACUGCGAUGUUGCACAUGGUUCUCGCUAUCGUUCACUUUCAAAACGCAGCGAGCGACCGGCUCAAGAAUCGGGGGCAGAUUUCUCAGUCUUCCAGUGGCGUGAUGGAGUGUUCUCGACGUCAUUAUCAUUAUGCGAUCUCAUUGCUGUACGAAUUGAUGUCCGGUUCCUCCCUGGAGGACCUUCAGGCCAUAGGUUUGAUUCUCCAGCAUCUGCGGGCUUUCCCUAAACCCGGUGGUUCGUGGCUCUUGGCCCGUAUGGCGGUGUCGAUGUGCUUGGAGCUUGGCCUUCACCGCUCUGCGAAGAAAUGGUCGUACGACCGCGCGAGUCCCAACCUGAUCGAGAUCGAACUCCGUAAGCGUGUCUUCUGGUGUAUCCUCACACUUGAGGUUUCUCUGGCGUCGAGACUAGGCCGUCCGAUGAGCAUCCGUGAGGGAGACUUUGACGUUGAAUAUCCCGAGAGGAUCGACGACGAGUAUAUCCUGGAGAACGAGAUACUCAAGCGGGAAGACGGGCAUGAGGAUUGCGAGUUUGACGUUGCGAUCGAAAUGUUUAAGCAUGCGACGUUGACGAUCCAGAUACAUUGUACGCUCUACAGCGUUGCAAGACCUUCGAGAGAUAAAUAUGUUGCCCUGGUAGAGGAUAUCGAGGCGAAACUGAAGAAGUGGCGGGAUGGCCGUCCGAAGAGUUUAUCACUGGACUCACCGAGACCUGAAAGGCAGUUUCAGGCUGCACACCUUCAUUCGUGGUACCAUGAAGAUCGCAUAUUGCUACGCCAUCCUUCACUGGACUUGUCUCCGUCUCCGACGUUCAGCGGUGACUGUAUCCGGGUUUGUGUGGAAUCCUCGAGGGAGAUCCUGCGCCUGACGGACAACCUUCGCAAAGGAAACCACUACUUGGACACUACGUGGUAUGGUGCGACAGUGCAAUUGCUCGCCACCCUCACGAUUCUAUUCUCUGUUUGGGAUAAACGGGACAGCAUCACACCGGAGGAAGUGGCGCAGGUCAGAAGUGACAUGGACCUGUGUAUGGAUGUCAUGGGUGAUCUCGGCAGCCUCCUAGGAUCCCCACAGCGCCUCAGAGAGGUUGUCCAGAUCCUGACCUACCGCACGAUGGAACUUCUCAACCAAAACACCGAGAAGGGCAAGCGCGCAUCGUCCGCUAGCGGAAUGCCAUCAUAUGUGUCCACCAAUCCUUACCCACCCGUGACGACACCGGCAAUUCCUAUCAAGCUUCCUCCAAAUUCAAAUGACUCCGGCGCGAGCUAUUCGCCGAACCAAGCCGACUACGCCGUACUCCACGCCGAGUCUCGUACGAGCAGUACCAUCCCCGUCUACGGUGACCCACUGGUCCCCUCCGGUGAUCACGUCUACGACACCGCCAACUUUGUCCCCUGGAGCUUCCACGGCAACGAAUCAUGGCGGCAGUACGUGCAAGGCGUCGGCAACAUCGGCACGAUCGAGAACAUGGAUCCCAGCGAAACAUAUGCAUCGACGGCGCUGAUCGGUCUCAGCCAGGACUGCGGCCAGAACGCCGGAUACAGCAGUGCCGGACCCGCUCCGCCGGCCGGAUUGGCGCUCCUCGGCACCCCCGGUGGGCCCUCCAGUGGUCCCCCACAGUCUGCGCAGUACCCCCAUACCAGUCCCGAAGCCAGCAACCAGUCUUGGUCCAUGACUAUGAAUAGCUUCACAUACGCUGGGGGAUCCGAUCCCAAUAUCCGUGGAGGACAGGAUGGUGGCGGUACACAGAACGGUGGAUGAAGUGGAUGACGAUGCGGGAUCCGGGUUGCGGGAUGCGGGAUGCGGGAUGCGGAUUGCAGGUCUACAUACUUACUUUUUUUAUGUA
Tricharina praecox is the source of this 2835-nucleotide messenger RNA. RefSeq names its product fungal-specific transcription factor domain-containing protein. Bases 96 to 2750 code for a protein of 884 amino acids. The transcript has 6 exons. Gene Ontology annotation, biological process: regulation of DNA-templated transcription; DNA-templated transcription. Gene Ontology annotation, molecular function: DNA binding; DNA-binding transcription factor activity, RNA polymerase II-specific; zinc ion binding. Lineage: Eukaryota; Fungi; Ascomycota; Pezizomycetes; Pezizales; Pyronemataceae. The record is from RefSeq and is a predicted model, not a curated record.